This is a messenger RNA of Dracunculus medinensis (Guinea worm), 402 nucleotides long. The record is from the annotation of a GenBank genome assembly. NCBI's taxonomy places the organism in Eukaryota, Metazoa, Nematoda, Chromadorea, Rhabditida, Dracunculidae.
GUCAGGCGGGCUCGAACAGCAUUUACUUAUGAACAACUUGUUGCACUUGAAAAUAAAUUUAAAAGCACCAGAUAUCUAAGCGUUUGUGAGCGGCUUAAUCUCGCUGUCGCUCUUCAACUCUCAGAAACUCAGGUGAAAAUAUGGUUUCAAAAUAGGCGAACGAAAUGGAAAAAGCAUAAUCCUGGAAUGGAUGCUAAUGCUUCUUUAUCACCACAUACACCUGAUCUCGAUAAUUCUAGUCUAACAAAUGGCAGCAAUAUUCCAGCAAUAUGUCAGACUAUCCCUAGUUCUUUAUUUACUUCUUCACUUAGCUCAUUGACAUCGUCAUCAUUUCCUUUCACAUUAUUCACAUUUCCAACACAAUCUCUUCUAUAUCAACCUUCAUCUUUAACUUUUAUUUGA